AUGCAGUUGUGGAGCGCAACUUUGCUACGUAAUGUCCUACGGAAGCCGCGUAAUGGCGAGAAUGAAGCACCGAGAAACUCUGAUGUCACUGUGAGGCACCUUCAAAAAUUCGACGUCGACCCACUAAUGGUAUACAGCAUCCAAGGACCUGGUAUGGAAGUCGUUGUUAGCCAUGGAGUGCAUACAAAGAACUGGGUCAUCCCUAAAGCCCUUCUAAGCCAUCACUCUGGGUUCUUUCGAGCUGCCUGCAAUGGACCGUUCAAAGAAGGAAUCAAGAACAAGAUCACGCUACAUGACUGUCGGCCAGAAGUCUUCGAAGCCUUUGUGUAUUGGCUAUAUUUCGCGACCUUACCAGAUGAUAAGCCGGAGUGGGAUUACAUACACGGCAGCUUUCGUCUUUGGAUACUUGGCGAUCGACUCCUAGUCGCGGACUUCAAGAACGCCGCUAUGCGAGAUCUUUACGACGUACAUGUAGCAUCAGAACUACCUGUCGAGCUCCAGGAAAUUGAGUACAUCUGGAAACACACUGCCAAUAAGUCUGCACUUCGUCGUUGGGUACUAGACUAUGUAUCUUUGAACUGGAAGCAGCACUGCAAAUGGUAUGUACAGUCGACACGGACCGAGUUAUUCAGGGAUAUCCCGGACUUCGGAAACAGUCUGCUGCACCGUCUUGGUGCUGAGAAUGCAAAGUUAGACAUCGAUGAUUACUUGGAAGAGACCGAGAAGACAGCCCACGACGAGCCAGAUGCAAAAAGACACUUGGUAGCUUGUGACAAACUCACCAUUUGCAUGAAGUUCUUUGACGAUCACGACUCUUGUUAUGUCUUAUCAACUCAACAACCCACAAUUUCCAAGAUGAGUAGCAUCACGCAGCAGCAACUUGCGCCACUGCCAGCAGCGCACGGCACGGCUCCGCCACCAUCAAUGUCUCACUCGGACAUGUUCUUGAACAUGAUACAGGGCAAAUCAGUCACUGUAAUUGUCGGCCAACCCUCUUUGUACUGCACAUAUACCCUGCCCGUCGCCCUACUAUGCGUUCACUCUUUCUAUCUCGGUAAGGAAAUCGCGGGCUUAACCACGGCUAGCAAAAAGCGCAAACUGUCUCCUUUCAGAGAGGGCGAGGAGGUCGAAGCAAAGGUUGUGGUAGAGACUAAGGACAAGAACAAAGAUGAGAACCCUACUAGGGAAAAGAGUGUUAAAGACGAUAAGGUCGACGAGGAGCGUGUUCUCAGGCUAACAGAUGUGGAUCCUGCAAUCUUCGGUCUCUUCCUAAAGUUCAUCUACAAAGACUCAUACCCACCGAAUGUCGACGCAAGAACACCAACGACCCACUACCACAAUCGCUCAUUGACAGCUGUCCCAAAACCGACCAAUCCAGGCCCGGGAACUGCUACAGCACUCCGUCAACCGUCUUCGAAUAUCUCACCUGUCAACAGCAAUGGACAUAUCCAGGCCACUCCUCCACUAAGUCACAUACCUACUUUCAUGCCACCGCCUCCAUCCCCGCAAGACAUGAAACUGAUCGAGUUCAUCCCUCCCUCUGUACACGCAUGGCUCCUAGGGCAACGUCUCGGCGCUCUUCCCUUCAUGAACCACGCUAUAUCCCGAAUCUACGCAGCUAUUGGAGUCUACUUUGCUCUCACGCCCUCACUCAUGGACUACGUUUGGAAAGAAACCUCACCGUCACCGACGAUUACCUCUUCACCAUCAAAUUCUUCAUCCGGACUAACUCCAUCAGCUACGGCAAAGAAUGUCCUCGCCCCCUCCCCUCUCCGCAAACUCCUCCUAGACGUCCUGGUAACGCACUGGUCACGCCAUCACCCCUCGAACCCCAACGCCGUUGUCGUCCGGUCUUUAUCAGUAUCACCAAACUUUUCGGCGCCUCUGAAGGUUGCUUGGGAUAGGCUUUUUGAAGAGCAUACUGAUUUGAGGAAUGAAUUUAUCUAUGGACUUCAGGGUGGUGUGCAGUUGAUGCCUGCCAACGCAUAUUUUGCAACACCACUACCGACUGGGCAGAGCGGUAUGGUCAAGGGUGGAGUGGCGGAUAGUGAUUUUAGGAAGGAGCAUGGUCGAGACAGUGGACAAGCGGAGAAAGAAGUGGUUGUCAAGCAGGAGAAGAAAGGUGAGAUGGAUGUUCUGACAGAUAAGAAAGAGGGCGGCGGCUGA
Messenger RNA from Alternaria burnsii, 2166 nucleotides. RefSeq lists its product as uncharacterized. Gene Ontology annotation, molecular function: protein binding. The transcript has 4 exons. NCBI's taxonomy places the organism in Eukaryota, Fungi, Ascomycota, Dothideomycetes, Pleosporales, Pleosporaceae. Bases 1 to 2166 code for a protein of 721 amino acids. The record is from RefSeq and is a predicted model, not a curated record.